Messenger RNA from Phycomyces blakesleeanus NRRL 1555(-), 1529 nucleotides. RefSeq lists its product as hypothetical. The transcript is spliced from 7 exons. Lineage: Eukaryota; Fungi; Mucoromycota; Mucoromycetes; Mucorales; Phycomycetaceae. The record is from RefSeq and is a predicted model, not a curated record. The coding region runs from base 1 to 1491 and encodes 496 amino acids.
AUGACCUUGGCAUCUUCAUCCAAUGACAACCAACUUGACUCCUACCAAGACCAGUUUGUAGAAAUACUCCGGAAUAUAUCCAGUCUACAAUGGGUCCGCGAGUCAUUGUCAACUCAUUCACAUCAUUACCAAGCACUCCAACAGCGGCAUAAAAAGGAUGAGCGCCAAGCCAAGGAGAAACGAUUACCAAAUCAAGAACACCAAGAGCAAGAGCACCAACAGCAUGAGAAAGAGAAAGAGAAAGAGAAAGAGAAAGAGAAAGAAAAAGAUAGAGAUAAAGAAGCGCUUGAUAAAAUUGAUCGGACCUUGGCUGGAUUGGAAGAACAAUUGAGUAAUGCUGAUAGUAUGAUGCAUGAGUUGACCCAAGAAAAACAAAGACUCGACACGUUUUGUAGUAGAUUGAACCAGUUGUAUCAACAAAUUAUGCCAGAUACUCUUCAAGGACCUUACGAUCAAAUUGAACAUCUUCUGAAAGAACAAGUCGAAAGCUUGUCAAGUAAAAUUCCAAAUAUUGUGUCAGACAUUAGGGAUCAUACAGCAGCCCAAACUCAAUUAUAUGAAGCAAGAGAGUCUAUGGAGACUGCAAUGAUCAAUCUACCCGGGGCUUCUACUUUUCUUGACCGCCAAGGUGUCGUAGGUCGAGGAAACAAUUCAAGACUAUUCGGAACAUCCAAUUUUCUUCUUCUUCAAGGAUCAUCAGAAGCUGCAACCAAAGAGGCGGAAAAACUUGCUCAAAAGGCGUAUGAAUGUGUCCGAAAGGCAUCAUUAGAAUGUUCCCAAGUCAGUCUCAUUCCAAUCACUCCAUUAAAAAAAGAUGAAAAGGUAAUGGUCGUGCUCACUACCUAUCGUGGUUAUCGCCUAAAGAUCGAAACCCUGUUGAGAACAAGAGUCAAUCCUCGGCUACACAAACUCGAGAGCGAACUGACGAUCAGCCGGUUCCAUUACGAGCAAAGAUCGAUCGAGUGGGUCGAUCGUCAGGUUGAGAUGCUGGGAUCUGUGUUUUGGUCCAACGGGUGUCUGGAAAACAUCGAUCUCAACCAAGAGAUCUCUGCCCUGAGGAUGGGAUCAAGUGCAACAAUUGCAGCCAUAGCUUCCCAGACGGGUGGCCGAGUGACGGUGGAUGAUGUACUAGAGGUUGGAAUUAUCAUUGGCAGUGGUGAUGGAGAUGUUAAUAAUAGCAAUAGUAAUAGUAAUAGUAAUAGUAAUAGUAAUAGUAAUAGUAAUAGUAAUAGUAAUAAUAGUAGUGGUAGUGGUAGUGGUAGUGGUGGUAAUGAACUUGCCGAGUCUUCAACACAACACCAACAGACACCAAACCUAAAUCCAAAUCCAAAUCCAAGUCAAAGUCAAAGUCAAAGUCAGCAAUUGCAAGAGCUACCGCAGUAUAGUGCAACCACAAUUAAUGACUCUCCGUCCUCAAAUAUACUUCCUGCUUACACUUUGGAACGAGUACCUGAUUAUCAAGGAAGUGACCCACCACCCGCCUAUUGUUAGAAUAGAAUAAACCCACUCACUCGCCUAUUCUCCACCUC